Molecule: messenger RNA, 1098 nt
Organism: Dibothriocephalus latus
Lineage: Eukaryota; Metazoa; Platyhelminthes; Cestoda; Diphyllobothriidea; Diphyllobothriidae
Source: the annotation of a GenBank genome assembly
AUGAUUACCAUGGCUCGCCCGCCCUCGACUGAAUUUACAUCACUAGCCGAGUUGGAGGAUCUGCCCAUCAACCGACCUGUCGUUACGGCACAACUGGCUGGGGAUUCGGCUUUUGCGGAUGAAUUUCAUAAGUGUGCUAAGGAGCUUCGGCGCAUGGCUACGUUCAUGUACACCAGUAAGAAAAUCUUGGAUGGUGCCAAAGACAUCGUGUUGCAGUUACGCACACCGAAACAAUACCGUUCAAAACUCGAAAAAGAUGUUCUGGUUUAUGACGGACAAUUAAAGCUCGAUGCUCUCAAGUCUUGGAUCGAAGAGAACGCGUUUGGCGUUGCUGGAGUGAGAGAUACUGAAACUGCAAAGUACAUGUCCAAACUCCCAAUGGUCAUCGUUUAUACCAAGAUCGAUCUGCAACGCGAUCCAGCUACUUUCCGCUACUGGCAUAAUCGUAUAGUCAAGGCGGCCCAGCAAAGCGAGCCUAAAAUGAGAUUUGCCGUCAGCGAUCCCUCGGCUUUCUACCAGGAAAUGUCCGAAUUUGGAAUAACGGAUAUCGACAAGCGGAAGUCCCCUCUUGUCACCAUCACUAACGAGAAGGGUCAACAUUUUCUUAUGGAUGGAGAUUUCAGCGUGGACGCCGUCAAACAGUUCGUCAAGAAAUUCUCCACUGGGUCGUUGGAGCCCUAUCUUAAAUCUGAGCCGAUACCUACAGAGAAAGAUGGCCACGUCACCAAGGUGGUCGCGAAAAACUUCGAUGAAGUCGUACUUGAUCCAAAUGUAGACGUUCUGGUUGAGUUCUACGCGCCCUGGUGUGGUCACUGUAAACAGCUCAAACCGAACUACGAUAAAUUGGCAGAGAAGUUGUCGUCUGAGAAGAAAAUUGUAAUAGCUGCCAUGGAUGCAACCGCUAACACAGUGUCUCCACUUUUCCCAGUAACUGGCUUUCCGACCAUCUACUGGGUUCCUAGGACGUCGAAAGGCAAGCCUGUCCAGUACCAGGGUGAUCGAACAACGGAGGCCAUGUUGGAAUACGUUGCUGCGCAUGCAACUGAUGAGCUGACUAGUUACGACCGCAAGGGCUCUCCGAAGAAGAAAGAACUGUAG